AGGACAUUAUUCUUGUUAUUUUCAGUGGAAGUGGAACAGCGUCAAAAGAAACGUUAAUUCCUGUUUAGUCUCUCCAUUGUUCAUCAUCUUCGGUUAUUUCUGACACAGAAAUCACAUAUUUUUCGUAUCAAAUUCUCGAUAAAUUGUCUCGUCAAGAGCUCAACAAUGCAAAUUUUCGUGAAAACCCUCACCGGGAAGACGAUCACCUUGGAGGUCGAAGCCUCCGACACGAUUGAGAACGUGAAGGCAAAAAUCCAGGACAAGGAGGGAAUCCCCCCAGAUCAACAGCGUUUGAUCUUCGCCGGAAAGCAACUCGAGGACGGAAGGACCCUCUCCGAUUAUAAUAUCCAAAAGGAGUCGACCCUCCAUUUGGUUCUUCGUCUCCGUGGAGGAAUGCAGAUUUUCGUCAAGACCUUGACUGGAAAGACCAUCACUCUCGAAGUUGAGGCCUCCGACACCAUCGAGAACGUGAAGGCAAAGAUCCAGGACAAGGAGGGAAUUCCCCCAGAUCAACAGCGUUUGAUCUUCGCUGGAAAGCAACUCGAGGACGGAAGGACCCUUUCCGACUACAACAUCCAGAAGGAGUCGACCCUUCACUUGGUUCUUCGUCUCCGUGGAGGAAUGCAAAUUUUCGUGAAAACCUUGACUGGAAAAACGAUCACUCUCGAGGUCGAAGCCUCCGACACGAUUGAGAACGUGAAGGCGAAAAUCCAGGACAAGGAGGGAAUCCCCCCAGAUCAACAGCGUUUGAUCUUCGCCGGAAAGCAACUCGAGGACGGAAGAACCCUCUCCGAUUAUAAUAUCCAAAAGGAGUCGACGCUUCAUUUGGUUCUUCGUCUCCGUGGAGGAAUGCAGAUUUUCGUCAAGACCCUUACGGGAAAAACUAUCACCCUUGAAGUUGAGGCCUCCGAUACCAUCGAAAACGUGAAGGCAAAAAUCCAGGACAAGGAGGGAAUUCCCCCAGACCAACAGCGUUUGAUCUUCGCCGGCAAACAACUCGAGGAUGGAAGAACCCUCUCUGACUACAACAUCCAAAAGGAGUCGACUCUCCAUUUAGUUCUUCGUCUUCGUGGGGGAAACUAAAAAAACUUUUUUUUUCCUUAAAAAAACAAUUAUCAAGUAGACUUCAAAAAAAAAAUUUUGUUUUCAAAGCUUUUUCGCUUUUUAAUUAGAUAAUUUUUCUCACACCUUUUCAUCAUUUGUGUCUAUGGUUUAAAUAGCAAUUGAACUCUUAUUUCUUUGACGAGAACAAAAAAAAACUGCUUUUUUUCUUCAAUUUUUAGUUUUUGAAUUAUCGCAUUUCUGUGUAAAAGAAUUCCAAUAAAGACACGCAUUCCAAAAA
Leptopilina heterotoma is the source of this 1342-nucleotide messenger RNA. Its product is annotated as polyubiquitin-B. The transcript is spliced from 2 exons. The coding region runs from base 166 to 1083 and encodes 305 amino acids. Gene Ontology annotation, biological process: protein ubiquitination; modification-dependent protein catabolic process. Gene Ontology annotation, molecular function: protein tag activity; ubiquitin protein ligase binding. Lineage: Eukaryota; Metazoa; Arthropoda; Insecta; Hymenoptera; Figitidae. Gene Ontology annotation, cellular component: cytoplasm; nucleus. The record is from RefSeq and is a predicted model, not a curated record.